Molecule: messenger RNA, 753 nt
Organism: Lachancea lanzarotensis
Lineage: Eukaryota; Fungi; Ascomycota; Saccharomycetes; Saccharomycetales; Saccharomycetaceae
Gene: CKB1
Product: LALA0S01e12090g1_1
Exons: 1
Coding region: 1-753 (250 amino acids)
Cellular component (GO): cytoplasm; protein kinase CK2 complex
Molecular function (GO): protein kinase regulator activity
Source: RefSeq, a predicted model, not a curated record
AUGACGGAAUAUAUUGGCGAAAGGUCAAGAACCGGAAGUAGCGAUGAGAGUGGAACUUACGACGAAUGGAUUCCAUCGUUCUGCCAUCGUUUUGGUCACGAAUAUUUCUGCGAGGUCCCCACUGAAUUCAUCGAAGACGAUUUCAAUAUGACUGGACUUGCCCAAGAAGUGCCACACUACCGCAAAGCUCUCGAUCUUGUGCUCGAUCUUGAGGCCAUGAGCGAUGAAGAGGGUCAAGAUACAGAAGAACCGGUCAGUCGCAGCAUAAUUGAACACGCAGCAGAGCAGCUAUAUGGACUGGUGCAUGCCAGGUACAUUCUUACCAAACCAGGUCUUCAAGCCAUGGCCGAAAAAUUCGAUCAUAAGGAAUUCGGAAUCUGUCCUCGGUACUAUUGUGCAAGUAUGCAAAUGCUCCCCUGUGGGCUUACAGACACAUUAGGAAAAAUGACAGUGCGUCUGUAUUGUCCAAGUUGCGGAGACCUCUACCUCCCGCAGUCGUCACGUCAUCUUUGUUUGGAGGGCGCAUUUUGGGGUACAUCGUUCCCGGGCGUGUUUCUCAAGCAUUUCAAAGAGCUCGAAGACUACGUAGAUCGGAAGACUAAAGACACUUAUCAGCUAAAGGUUUUCGGGUUCAAAAUAUCGGAUGAGGCACCGUCGGGUUCUCGAAUGCGCUGGCUCAGACAGUACCCUAAAACGGAUGAUGAGUUGUCAGAGCUUGGAAAAUGCGAAUUCGAAAUUCCACAGGUUCGCUAA